GCGAUGUGUAAUGCCUAUUUUAAAAUAGGGAAGUAAAUGAUGUUCUACCCCCGUGUUUUUGCUUGGAAAAUUGAAUAUUUUUCAAUUCUUCCCUCCAAACUUUAAAAAACGAAAAAUUUCAUAUGCCUUUGACCCUUUCCUCCAAAAAUAUUCAAAAUUCAAAACCAAACUCCUUUUUUAUAUAAAGCUUGAUAAAAGAUCUUGAAAUCCAUUCAUCAUCACAAAUCAACAAAUCUUAGCUCUUUUUUUUUUUUUUUUAUAAAAAAUUAUAAUCUUUGCUAUGUCUUUUUCUAAUUCAUCAUUGAAAAAUCCAGUUUCUGUGCCUAAUGAUACUGGCGAAAUUCAUGUAAUAUUUGGGCCUAUGUUUGCUGGUAAAACUACUGCUCUUCUUCGUCGGGUUAAUUCUGAAUCCAAUUUGGGCAGGAAUGUGGUUAUGAUCAAGUCAAACAAAGAUACACGGUAUGCAGUAGAUGCAGUGGUGACACAUGAUGGGACAAAAUUCCCAUGUUGGGCAUUGCCUGAUCUAUCAUCUUUCAAACACAGAUUUGGUCUAGAUGCCUAUGAAAAGGUGGAUGUGAUUGGCAUUGAUGAAGCUCAGUUUUUUGAUGACCUUUAUGAUUUCUGCUGCAAUGCUGCUGAUAUUGAUGGGAAGACUGUAAUUGUUGCUGGCCUAGAUGGUGACUACUUAAGGAGGAAGUUUGGCUCUGUACUUGAUAUUAUUCCGAUUGCAGAUACUGUUACAAAGUUGACAGCAAGAUGCGAGUUAUGUGGCAAACGCGCAUUUUUCACCUUGAGAAAAACUGAUGAGAUGCAGAAGGAGCUUAUAGGUGGUGCUAAUAUGUAUAUGCCUGUCUGUCGACAACACUAUGUCAAUGGCAAGUCGAUCGUGGAAUCUGCAAGAAAGGUCCUCGAAUCUCAUCAAGUGCAGGUUGAACUAGUUUCAGAGAAGCCACUAGUUGCUUAGUAACUGUUCUAGUUUUUGUGUGUGUGUAUAUAUAUAUUUUCAUGUGUUCAGUUUGUUUCAAUUAUCUUAUGUUUGGAUUUUUUGGUUUUUGGAUCAUGUACCUCAGUAACAAUAUCCUAUAUUUCACUAUCAAUGUUAGGAGGACAAUAUAUAAUUCUAGACAAAAUCAUAAGCUAUGGCUUUAAUGGAGAUUCUACUAUUCUUCUGAAUA
This is a messenger RNA of Capsicum annuum, 1175 nucleotides long. Its product is annotated as thymidine kinase. Gene Ontology annotation, molecular function: ATP binding; thymidine kinase activity. The transcript has 4 exons. Gene Ontology annotation, biological process: thymidine metabolic process. Lineage: Eukaryota; Viridiplantae; Streptophyta; Magnoliopsida; Solanales; Solanaceae. Bases 281 to 964 code for a protein of 227 amino acids. The record is from RefSeq and is a predicted model, not a curated record.